This is a messenger RNA of Entrophospora candida, 675 nucleotides long. NCBI's taxonomy places the organism in Eukaryota, Fungi, Glomeromycota, Glomeromycetes, Entrophosporales, Entrophosporaceae. The record is from the annotation of a GenBank genome assembly.
AUGGGUCCUAUAAACCCUACCCCUUCUAAGUCCCAGGAUGUGCAAAGUAAUGAUAACUCAGUUUCGCAAGUGGAUUUUAAAAAACUUUAUGAUAUAGUGGUGGAUAGUGUGGCGGAUAAUACAGGUCAACCUGAGGAUGGUUAUGACUAUGAUCCAGUAGAAGAUUUGAGAUUACAAUUUGAGCAGUUGGGUGUCAACCAGGCAAUGGCUCGAAGAAAACAUAGGAGAGAAUCCAAAAAGAAAAGCAGGAUUAAUAUAGCUAGUAUAGAUUCGAGUUCCAAUUCUGGUGCUAGCUCCUCUGACAAUGAUUCUAAUACUGGUGUUUCUUCUGAUUCCGAUGGACCCGAAUCCGAAUCUGAGAAUAUUACUGAAAUCGUUCAGAAUAUAAUCAACACUGCUAAAGCAAAAAAAAAAAAGUCCAAAACUCGUAAAACAAAACAGAGUGAAAAAAUAACUUCCUCUGAUAAAGGACGAAAUAGUAGAGCUAGUGUGGCUAAACCAAAUCUUAUUGAUAAAUCCCUUCAAAAAAUUAUACUAAAUAUGUUUGAUGGUAUCCUACCUGUAGAUUUGAUAGAAAAACUUAAAGCAAAGAUUGAAAAUUCAUCUAAUAUAGUUGCGCCUAUUCAGAAACAAAGCUUCAAGUCUCCAAAUCAACCAGAUUUCACAAAUUAUUGA